Messenger RNA from Exaiptasia diaphana, 405 nucleotides. RefSeq names its product DNA repair protein RAD51 homolog 4. The coding region runs from base 1 to 375 and encodes 124 amino acids. The record is from RefSeq and is a predicted model, not a curated record. Gene Ontology annotation, cellular component: replication fork; centrosome; Rad51B-Rad51C-Rad51D-XRCC2 complex. Gene Ontology annotation, molecular function: four-way junction DNA binding; ATP-dependent activity, acting on DNA; single-stranded DNA binding. Gene Ontology annotation, biological process: double-strand break repair via homologous recombination; reciprocal meiotic recombination; DNA strand invasion. Lineage: Eukaryota; Metazoa; Cnidaria; Anthozoa; Actiniaria; Aiptasiidae. The transcript has 4 exons.
AUGAAUAUUAUUUUUUUGUUGUUGUCAGGCCAUUCACCCCCCCUACAUUUAUCUAGGAUCCUUAAAUCACUGGCUGUUCAAAGUGGGUUACCUGUGUUGGUGACCAAUAACGUGGUAUCUGAUUCAAAAGCUUCAAUAAUUACUGGAGGAAUAAAACCUGCAUUAGGGCAAACCUGGUCCCACAUUCCUAACACCAGAGUAUUCAUUCAAAAAGGACAAGUGCCAUCAAACGACAAACAAGUCUGCGAAAGAAUUGCAACCGUCACAAAAUCAUCAAGGCAGCCUGUGCAAAUAUCAACAACAUUUUAUAUACAAACCGCGGGAAUAUUAGAUAUCCCACACGUCGCCUCCAAGAAUGAUUAUGUUAAAAAUUAGAUGAAAAGAUCAUCAUGCGUGUAAAGUAGG